CGUAUAUAUAUAAAUAUUUACAUUUCUUAUUUCUUUUUUAUUUUACAUUGAGUCAAAACGUAAACGCAACACGUAAAAUGUCAACAACAAAUUUUUAUAUAAAUGAGUGACAACGCAGAGAAAAAUCCCAUCCCCGCUUGAUAUGAUAAUCUUUUGUUAAAACAAAGCUGAAAUUUUGCGACAAAAUGUAAAAAAAAUUAUUUUAGAGUAUUGUUGUUAUCACAGUUGCCAUCAAAAAAUGCCACGAUUAAGAAGCCAACGUCAAGCAAAUUAAAAUAUAAUUUUAUUUUAAAACACUUUUAUUGCACCAAAAAUUAAGAUUUUCAGUUGAAUUUCGGCGCUCCGUUUACACGCUUCGAAAUGCUGCCCAUUUGCGGUCAAACGAGAUUUCGCAUUUUUCUUUUGGUAUCGGUGGCGCUAAUAUUAUUGACGCUUGCAGUUAUCGGCGGCGCUGCAUUAGCGAGCGUAAUUAAUCAGAGUGCAUCACACGUCGCGACGCCGUCGGCGCCCAGCUGUGCUGCGUCGCUUGUGGGGCGUGCGGAUACGCUUGUUAGCAGUCUCUUUGCAGCGAUAAGUGCAGCGAAUUGUGAUCUGACUCGUGCUGACCAAUGGCCAGCAGACUUUGCGGAUGAGGCGCUCAAAAAUGGCCUAGCGAAGUAUGAUUUCAUUAUUGUCGGGGCUGGUACAGCGGGCUCCGUGGUGGCUAGUCGUUUAACGGAAAAUGCGCGUAUAAAAGUAUUACUCUUGGAAGCUGGUGCAGAUCCACCAAUAGAAUCGGAGAUGUUCACGCUAAGCCCUACGCUACAUCAUAGUCCAUACACUUGGACAGACUUCGCUGAGCCCAACCCAAACUGUUGCCAAGGCAUGCGAGAUGGACGUUGCUAUUGGCCACGUGGUAAGAUGCUUGGCGGCUCUGGCUCAAUGAGUGGCAGCAUUUUCUUGUUGGGCAACAGAGAAGACUACGAACGUUGGCAACAAAUGGGUUGCGAUGAUUGGUCGUGGGAAGAAAUGCUGCGCUUGUACGAAGAGGCAGCAACACAAGACGAGGCAGAUGAAGAAUCAGUGGGGAAAUUGGUGUUAAAUUACUUUCAGCACCUUGAAGAGCAUAACGAAUUAGCACAGCUUGUGCUGAAUGCUAGUUACGAGCUGGGCUUACCCUACCUAUCUGAUUUGUCAGCGGGUACAGGUAUUGGCUACACGGACGCUAUACCAGCGAAUAUAGUAAAAGGAAGACGUAUGAGCAUUGCGAAAACCUACUUAGGGCAAGUAGCACGGAUCAGACCAAAUUUGCAUACGAUUAAAAAUGCAGUGGCUACAAAAAUACUCUUUUCUCCGGAAAACCGAAAAAAGGUGGUGGGCGUUGAAUUCACUGUGCGUGAGCGCCAUCGUUUAAAAGCUUACGCAAUGAGUGACGUGCUGGUCGCAGCUGGUGCAAUAAAUUCACCAAAAUUACUGCUUCAGUCCGGAAUAGGACCGCGAGCGCAUUUAAAUGAGCUUGGCAUACAACCAGUGGCGGAUCUUCCCGUUGGUAAUAAUCUACAUGAUCAUGGUAUGAUGCCUUUAAUGCUCACUUUCGAACGUGAAUUCAAUUUGGGCUUUGAGCGUGCACCAAGUAUGAAUGCACCACAAAGUGUUGCAGAUUAUUUCCUGCAUCAAACAGGUCCGCUCGCUGCCAGCACCAGUAUAAUGGGUUUCAUUAACAGCAACUUCAACAGUGCCGCACAAUUUCCCGAUUUACAUUUGGUCUCCCACUCGAUAGUGCCUGCGAGCGAGACCGAUAGCUUUAAAUUUCUCCAACUGAGCGGCGAAAUAGUCACUGGCAUUUCACGCGCUGCGCAAAAUCGUACCCUCCUGCAAAUCUACGGUUCGUUACUACGUCCGCGUUCCCGCGGUAAAGUGCGCCUACGCUCUGUUGAUCCUCAAGCGCCGCCCGUAAUAUACAAUAACUAUGCCGGAGAGCGCGCUGACCAGCUGACGCUACUUCGUUAUGUGCGCUUCGUGCAACGCAUGAGCACCACUGCAGCCUUCAGGCAAUAUGGCUUGAAACUCCUGCAUGUGCCUAUUAAGCAAUGUGAUAAUAUAGCUUACGACACGGACGGUUAUUGGUUGUGCUACAUUAAGUAUAUGUAUAUAGGUGCCUGGCAUCCGGUGGGUACGUGCCGCAUGGGCGCAAAGCAUGACACUCAGGCAGUCGUUGAUCAGCGUCUGCGCGUGCGUGGUGUGAAAGGUUUACGUGUUGUGGAUGCGAGUAUAAUGCCGGAAAUAACCAGCGGUAAUACCAAUGGACCAACUACGUUGAUAGCUGAAAAGGCGGCUGUUAUGAUAGAGGAUGAUUGGAAGGAUUCUCUAGCGUAAUCGAUGCGGGCGGUUUGAAGUGCUUAGAAGCUCAGAGUAUUAAAAAUUGUUUAAGAUAGUUUAAAAAAUAGAAUUACAGAAGCAUUUUUUUUUUUUUUUUAAAUAUGUUAGAUAAUUUAUAGGAACCGUUAAAAUCCAAACCUCAGAAUAAAACAUGAAAAUAUCUA
This is a messenger RNA of Ceratitis capitata (Mediterranean fruit fly), 2522 nucleotides long. Its product is annotated as glucose dehydrogenase [FAD, quinone]. Gene Ontology annotation, molecular function: ecdysone oxidase activity; flavin adenine dinucleotide binding. The transcript is spliced from 3 exons. Bases 361 to 2355 code for a protein of 664 amino acids. NCBI's taxonomy places the organism in Eukaryota, Metazoa, Arthropoda, Insecta, Diptera, Tephritidae. The record is from RefSeq and is a predicted model, not a curated record.